UGUCCUCCUCCUCCUCCAUCCGGACUUCUCUUCCUGAGAAGGCUGAGCAGCAGAGGAGCCAUGUGGGGCAAGCAUUUGCACCUCUGCCUCAUAUGAAAAAUGCUUUUCUCUUUUUUCUUUUUGUCUGCCCUCAAACUUUCUUGGAUGACUUUCAGUUUUAAUUGACUGGUUGGUAAGGGGGAGGGGAUUUCUUUCCACUCUCUCAUUUUGUCUUGCUCGCACCCUGACUGUAACACAUCUUGCUGUGUCAAUUUCACACCCUCAUCCCAUUACACAAGAAGUUAUACAACCAUAAGUUGAACUUAUACUUACAGAAGCGCAAAUCCAAUUUACACUUGCAUAACUCACUUUUUUAUUAUUACAGAGGCUGAAAUGUUCUGCUGACCACACAGUCACCAAACCUCCUCACCCAAAUCCACUGUGUCUGUUAAUGCAUCCCCUACUGACCAUAGGAGACUGUGAAGCAGAGCAGCAUCCAAUUACCUUCCUAAAGGCAGCAGGGUGUAGUGGUUUGAGUGUUGGACUAUGACUCUGGAGACCAGGGUUCAAAUUCCUGUUCAGCCAUGGAAACCCACUAGAUGACCUUGGACAAGUCACAUUCUCUGAGCCUCAGGGGGAGUCAAUGGCAACUCCCCCCCCCCCCGAACAAAUCUUAUUUUAAAAAACAUGAUUAGUUUGUCUGAGGGUCGCCAUACACUGCAGAUGACUUGAAGGCAUACAACGGCAUCAUCCUUUGGGUCCUCCGGAGGAUCCCCUGGAAGUCACAGAAGAUUUAUGUUGCUGUGUAUGUCAUAGUUCCACCUGUGUGGAACUUUACAGUGCCUUUCCUGAGCCAGGAUCUCCUCUUGAUCUUUCAGUUCACAAGGAUAGUUUUCUGGCAUCUUACACAAAAUACCAAUACAAGACUACUUGUAUUGCAAGUGCAACAUUUGUUCAUUCACAGACAGGCCUUAUCUCAACUGGAUGGACAGUGUUAGACAAGUCUGGAUAAAAGUUAACCCUAUCACAGGGGUGGACAAGUGCACCCCAUGGGCCACAUACAACCCUUCAGGGAUGUUUUUAUGGCUCCUAAGGCUCAACCAUUUUUAUUUAAUUAUUUAUUUUGCAACUGAAUUCCCGCAAAUGACCUCUAAGCAUUGUGGAGGUCAUUUCUACCCCUGGACUCUCCAGGGAUCCAAACAAUUUUUUUGCAAAAUUUUCCCAAAAAAAUUAUCCCACCUCAAAAUGCCCCAAAAUACUCUCCAAGAGCCCCAAAACAUGGUGAGAAUGACCCUGUGAUCCCUAGAUGGCAUUUGGGGGCAAGACAUUAUUAAUUUUUGCAGGACAAGAGGUAAAGUGUGUGGCCUUUCAAGAGAGUUAAUGGAAGCCUAAUACUCUCCUUUUAGCACAUGCUAGGCUGAGUCAAAUAAACACUGGCUGUCACUUGAGCAUUGUUCAGUUUUGCCACAAUUAAAGGGUUCCUGGUCAGUAUCCUAAAUAUCCUCUGAAACACAGGGAAUGGCAGAAGAAGGAGUCUCCUCUAGUUCAUAUAUUUUAAAGCUACUUCCAUGAUGCUAACCAUUUCCCCCCUUAAGGAUUAUUGUACGCUUGACCAGGCAAACCCAAAAUUCUCUCUAGCUGUGGUUGCGUUCUCCCUCCUGUCAAUCAAGAGCUGUCCCUACAGCACAAAACGAAGGUUGUUCAUUACAUCUGUGUUUGUCAAAGAACAUGAAGCAAGAUAUUCCAGUGGCUGCAGGGCAGUGUGACGCUGAGGUUAUGUAAGUCUGUCUAAGUAUAGGACCUGUUUAGACCAGUUGAACAGCUUUCUGCUUCUGACUUUGGGUCUUCCACUCCUUUAUAUUGAACUUAUUACCCCGUUGUAUUUUAACUCUAACCCGGGGAGUUACUGGACCAUUGACGUAGCCCAGGAAUUAUGCUCCUAAUCCUUGUGCCCAUCUGUUUGUCUAGGAUAGCCCAAAAAUCAGAAUUGACCUCUGAGCACAUUGAGGUAGCAGUUGAAUCAGCAAAUGCUAAAAUUGAGCUAGAAGUAGCAGAAUUUCUUCAAGAGUUGCGUAAAAGAGUGAUGAUUGGUGUGGUGGGUGGUUCAGACUACUCCAAGAUAGCCGAACAGCUAGGAGAAGGUGACGAAGUCAUCGACAAGUUUGAUUAUGUCUUUGCGGAAAAUGGCACUGUGCAGUACAAGAAUGGGCAGCUAGUCUCCAAGCAGGCUAUCCAGAACCAUCUUGGAGAGGAACUUCUGCAGGAACUAAUCAACUUCUGCCUCAACUACAUGGCACUUCUAAAGUUGCCCAAGAAACGGGGCACCUUCAUAGAAUUCCGCAAUGGGAUGCUGAACAUCUCUCCCAUUGGUCGAAGCUGCACUUUGGAGGAACGAAUUGAAUUUUCUGAGCUCGAUAAGAAAGAAAAGAUCCGAGAGAAAUUUGUAGCUGCCCUGCAGAGGGAAUUCGCUGGCAAGGGCCUGCGGUUUUCUCGGGGUGGCAUGAUUAGCUUUGACGUCUUUCCAGAGGGCUGGGAUAAGCGUUAUUGCCUUGACAUCCUUGACGAGGAGAGAUUCGACACUAUUCAUUUCUUUGGGAAUGAGACAAGUCCUGGUGGGAAUGAUUAUGAAAUCUACGAUGACCCCCGCACAGUGGGACACAGUAUCCAGUCUCCUCGGGACACAAUCCAGCGGUGCCGGGAGAUCUUCUUUCCAGAAUCAGUGAAUGAAUCUUGACUUGUGGGUCCUUUGCUGCUGCUGCUGCUCAUCUCUCAGAGGAGGCCCUCGCUCACAUCAUGAAAGCACUUUCUGGAUGCUUUCAAGACUCACUGGAGCUUAAGGUCAAAAUGCACUUUGGAAACAGAGGUGAAGUGUCAAAGGUGAGAGGGAGAUAAUAACCCUUCAACUAUAGCACCAUCUCUUCUUGCUGCUUGGUACCUACAGGACCCCAGUUCCCACGCCUCUUUUCCGAUUCUCCCUCCCCCUCAAAAACAAAAAAAAAAUGAGGUAAAGUUUUAUUUUUAUGAAAGGGAAAUGUGUGCUUAUUCUGUCUUGUUUUGUUUCAAUUGGCUUGUUAGAAGCUAAUCAACAUAAUCUCAUCUACACAUUUGCCCAAAAGAUUCUAUUUCUGAGAUGAAUCUCAGAAAGACUAGAAAGACUAUUUUAAAGGGCCCAGAGCCUGAAAUUUUAAAAUUUAUGAUCCACAAAGUCAAGUGUUCUCAUAUUCUCUAACAAUUAAAAUGGUCUGCACAUUAUUAUUAUUUUUUAAUAAGUGUUAGAUUCUUUUUAAGCAAAUAAUGGAACUGUUAAAGGAGAAUGUGCUCUUAAAAAUAAUGGCCCUGAUCUAACAUUUUAAAAGAUAUUGACACAUGACUAUCUGUGCCAGAAUGCAGACAGAAUACACAACUGAAUACACAUUCUGUUGGAAAUGACGCAGUAUGGAUGCUGGCAUCCUUAGGCAGAUGUAAUGUUAAAUGUGUAUGUGAUUUUUUCUUGUGGCUCCCAAUUUAGCAAACCACUUGUGCAGAAGCCUACUUCUGUACGUAGCUCUCCUUAGCUGAGGGAGAUAAUACAUAGACAGCCAUUCAGUGACCUAUGAGAAGGGUGAGGAAUGUGCUGUUGUAAUGGAGAAAAUAAGGAAAUAUGACAAUAUGCUCAUUUAAUACUAGAAUUAAAUAGCUUUGUGCAUGGAACUAUAUGAGCAGGACCUUUCAUAACCACAGGGACAUGCUCAUACGCUGAACUACACUGGGCUUACUAAUGAGCAAAUGUUUGCAGCUGAAUUUUAACUAUCAUGUUUGCCUACAGCGUAUUCCUAAAACAGUGGAUGAGAGUUAAGUGGGAAAUGACUCUAAAAUUCUGCUAGCAUGAACCAGUGAGGGUAGGAGAAGUUUACCUAUGUCAACUCUGUAUUUGCAGAAGUAAUAUGUUUUAAACUAGAGCUGGCCAGAGGAAGGAAGGGGCUUUUGAUCUGCCUCUAAUUUACCCCCACUCCACAGUGUCCUACUUUGGGGUUUAUUCCAGUAGUCUGUACCAGUGAGGCUUUCCAGUGAGCCAUCAUUGGCUGAGGGGUUGAUCCAUGCCAACUCCCAUCACUCCAGCCAGCUAAAAUAACCCCAAAAAAUCAGGAGUGCUCUCUCAGUCAUCUGAUUUAACAUAUUUUUCAGCAAUAGAGUUUUCCUUACAGCUUUGUGUGCACAGUGAUUUUAACUUCUGAUUAACUAGCACCAUAAUCAUUCUCUCUGAUACAAACAUCUAUCCAUAACAUAUGGUCUGCUCCAAAAUAUGUUCCACUGCAUUCAGUAGGAAUUGCUCCCAAGUAAAUAGGUACAGGUUUUCAGCCCAACAUUUCCAUUCUAAACAACAUGGUCUAUUAGUAGAGGCUGCUCAAACUAUAGCACACAUAUUCUGUAGAACACUCCCCAUAAGAAUUUAACAUGCUUCAAGUUAUCCUCUGCAGAUAGGGAUUAGGUCUCCAUGAACACCGGACACCAUUAAUAUAAUAGAUCAGUAUCUGCAAGUUUGUGACUGACAUGAAGUUGAGUGAAAUAUAAACAAGAGAGGAAGAAACCACUUAAAGUUCUUUUAAAGACACCAUACAGUCAAGUUUGUUUAUGCCAAAUAAAGAUUUGUCUGUUUCUGUCACUGCAAACUGUCCUCAGUGGACAAUAGUAACAACAAUGAGGUUAAUUACUAAUGGAGUAAUGUGGUUAUCUUUCCUCAUUAUAUACUAUCUGUUGGAUUAUAUGCAGUCCAAAUGCUGUUCCACACACAUGUUGCAUAACUUUUUUAAAAAAAGAAACGAACAGUGGCAGCUUGAAGGCUAGCAAGUGUUACUUGGCAUAGGCUUAUUUGGGCUAUAGCCUAAAAAGUCAAUGCAUCUGUUAGUCUCUAAGAUGCUGCAAGACUCCUUGUUGUUAAAGAAUGUAUACUUAACAGUAUUGUAGAAUUCUGGCAGUUCUCAUGUUUCUGUAGCUAUGUGUGGCAUCAUAGAACCAUACUCUCUCUUUUAUUUCCCCCCUGGAAACUAGGAAGUGAAGCACUGUGUAAUUUCAAACAAUUGUUUUCAAAGCUACAUAGUUCUGACAUCAGCGAUAUUAUUUGUUUCACAUAUACGAAACAGAAGGAAUGUGCUAGAUAUUUGUUGAUCUCUAGUGGGUGAGAUUUAUGCAUCAGCAAACAAUACAACAACAGGAGCUAGGAACAUUCUGCAUCAUCUCAAGGCUUUUGGACAGUAUACUCAUUGCAAACCCACCUUUUCUCGUCUUUUUCUGUAACGUGAGAUGGUGAUUAGGUUUAUUGGACCACAAAAAGCACACUGCAGGGAAUGGAACAGGGAUCAAUGGACAGUCUGCUGCAUAGCAGUUUGAACUACAUUAUCUCCUUCACGUACUAAGGUUUGGGAAGCAGUGCUCAUACUAGCCCUACCUACUGGGGUACUCUUUGCUUCUCCUACCCACUUCUAGUUCAGAGUCUGAAUCCUUUUUUAAUACUCCAUUGACCACAGAAGUGUCUGUAUUCUCAUCAUACAUAUCAGUGGGUGGUUCUUACAUUGAAAGGGGAGAGAAGAGCCCCCAGCUGUGCCCUGUAAAACUUCAUCUACUUUUAGCUGCUUCCAUUCUUUUUAUAAGACACACACAUUCAGAAUUAGGCAAUACUGUACUCUAUUAUGGGCUUUAUGUGGCACAGUAGGACACAGUUCAUACCACUGUACUCCAGAAAGAAAAGUGACAUAUGUAGUAACCAGAAAGGGCAACUUCCCCCUUUUGCUCUGUGGCCUCCCUUCUGCAGUGGGAUAUGAAACUCUCUGAAGUCUGCACCUGUCUUAGGUAUCUCAGUGUACCAUCAUGCAACGUCCUCUUUCAGCAGCUCUCAAGCUUGAUAAGAUCCAGUUUUACCCAACCUAUGCUUGCUGAGGAUUGUGAAAGUUGUGAAAGUCCCACACAUCCAGGAAGCAGCGGGUUGAGAAGGUUGGUGUAAUACAAUAAACAUUCAAGAGCAAAAGGACCAUUUGCUUGCUGCUUUCUGCAUCUUGCUAUUUUCUGAAUGAUGAUCUCUGUGCCAUGAUAUGAACAAGCAUGUAGAAAUAAAAGGGUAAUGUGACUGGACUGACCAUGACAGCACCAUAAGAGUCAUGUCACCAGUGUCUGUAUAUUUACAUGUUUCUGGUGUAAUUUCUUUGUAAUAAUGCUGCGAUGUUUCUGUUUUGAAAAAAGCAAGUACUAUGUAUCAUUCCACCUCUCAAGAUGCUUCCAUUCAGGGCUUUUAUCUUGCCUCGUGGAUGAAGCAUGGUCCAUAUGACAGUAUCUUAAAGUUGUAACCCUCCUAUAUUUCCCAGAGUCCAUUAAAGAAGAGAGAGAAUAGCUGUGCAAUAUACUUUGACUGUUACGGUGCUUUUAGAAAGGGCUUCUAGCACUAGCCCACUUCUUCUGGGCACCGAUUACUGUAAGAGUAACUGGAUUUCCCAAAUGAACCAAAAAGGUGAUUAUUUUGCAUCUGUAGUUUCAACCAGGAACGUAUCCUUAUUUUGAUUUCACAAGUACUGUAUAUACAAACCAGGUACGUGUUGGUAACCACAGACUUGUAGGUUUUGUUCACAGGCAGCUCUUGUGUUACUAGAAAUAAAUUAUGUUAAAGUAAAAGCUUGUCUAACUUAACAAAAAUAAAUGGAUGAGAUCUUA
Molecule: messenger RNA, 6657 nt
Organism: Sceloporus undulatus (fence lizard)
Lineage: Eukaryota; Metazoa; Chordata; Lepidosauria; Squamata; Phrynosomatidae
Gene: PMM1
Product: phosphomannomutase 1
Exons: 8
Coding region: 1913-2713 (266 amino acids)
Biological process (GO): mannose metabolic process; protein N-linked glycosylation; GDP-mannose biosynthetic process
Cellular component (GO): cytosol
Molecular function (GO): phosphomannomutase activity
Source: RefSeq, a predicted model, not a curated record